UUCAAAGAAAAAAGGAGAACUUCUUUAAUCCCCACUCUUAUUUCCGUUUGUCCAACUAAUUAAUAUAAACAGGAAAAGGGCUCACUGUCACGCUAACUUCCUAGUAGGGAAGGCGGGGGGGGUCCGGAGAAUAGAUAUUCACCCCCAAAUCAUCCUUGGCUUUAUAGUGAUAAACGCUAUAUAUUGUUCCUUAAUCCACUGAGUUUUAGUUCUUAGCUAGAAGUUUUCACUCACUCCAAAAGUCACCGAUAUUUAGUCCAAUUCACUCGCCCUUCCGGUUCUCUCCAAUUUCUCAGCAGCGAGAUCGCCAAAAACUUUGUAAAUAAAAACUUCCUUCUCUUUCCUAUCUGGGCUGCCGCUAUUCUCUCCAGUCACUGUACAGCCCUGCAGUUCUCAAGUCAGUCUCUCUUUCGUCUUCUUCUCCUUUCCCGUUCUGUCCUGCCUCCCCGUGCCGGUCAAAACCGCAGCGUCAUUGGCUUUGGGACCGCUUAUACGCGGCCUUCUUCUUGCUCUCCGAAUCCUCGGGGCUCACGUUUCGUUGCAGCAAGGGGGUCGCACGCCCUCUCCUCGCCUCUGAAGGAAGCCCCUCUGUUCCUCCUGCCUCUCCGGGGCUGGAAGCGGCUAAACAAAGCCGAGGAGUUUCAAAAAACUUGAUCGGCACCACGGAGCUCGCGCCGCGCCAAUCCUUCGCCCUGACUGCUGCACCGGAUUUUUUUCAAGAUUUUUUUUUUUUAAAGAGACAAACAGGAUGGCAAUAAGAGCACUCUGGACAACUGUAAAUAACAAGGAACAUUGAAAAGUGAAGAUAAUCAAGCCAGAAAUCAAAAUAUUUUCCAUUUCCUUCAGAAAAACACAGAAUUUUCCUCCUCCUCCUCCAACAGCUGUUAGAAAGAAGAGAGAAAAUCAAGAAAGAAUAAGCAGAUUAUGCAGAAUUCAAGGAUACGUUACAUGAAAAGAUUCACUCCACAGAAAAACCCGGUGAGUGUCGAGGGUGCAGGAAAAGUUUCAUUAGAAAUUCCCAACUCAUGAGACACCGGACCAUGCACACAGGAGAGAAACCCUUUGAAUGUCCCGACUGUGGGAAAAGCUUUAGUGAUAAUUCCAACCUGGUGACACACCAGAGGACUCACACAGGAGAGAAACCCUUUGAAUGUUCUGACUGUGGGAAAAGUUUUAAUUAUAAUUCCUACCUGGUAAGGCACCAGAGGACUCACACAGGAGAGAAACCCUUUCAAUGUCCUUUCUGUGGGAGAAGCUUUAAUUAUAAUUCCGAUUUGCUGAUACACCAGAGGACUCACACAGGAGAGAAACUGUUUGAAUGUGCUUUCUGUGGGAAAGGUUUCAGUAAGAAUUCCUACCUGGUGAUACACCAGAGGACUCACACAGGAGAGAAACCCUUUGAAUGUUCUGAAUGUGGGAAAACUUUCAUUACGAAUUCCUACCUGGUGACACACCAGAGGAUUCACACAGGAGAGAAACCCUUUGAAUGUCCUGACUGUGGGAAGGGUUUUAGUGAUAAUUCCAACCUGGUAAGGCACCAGAGGACUCACACAGGAGAGAAACCAUUUGAAUGUCCUGAUUGUGGGAAGGGUUUUAGUGAUAAUUCCAGCCUGAUAAGGCACCAGAGGAUUCACACAGGAGAGAAACCCUUUGAAUGUCCUGAUUGUGGGAAAAGUUUCAGUCAGAAUUCCCACCUGGUGAUACACCAGAGGACUCACACAAGAGAGAAACCAUUUGAAUGUCCUGACUGUGGGAAAGUUUUCAGUCAGAAUUCCAACCUGGUAAUGCACCAGAGGACUCACACAGGAGAGAAACCCUUUGAAUGUUCUGGCUGUGGGAAAAGUUUCAGUCAGAAUUCCAACCUGGUAAUGCACCAGAGGACUCACACAGGAGAGAAACCCUUUGAAUGUUCUGCCUGUGGGAAAAGUUUCAGUCAAAAUUCCCACCUGUUGAUACACCAGAGGACUCACACAAGAGAGAAACCCUUUGAAUGUCCUGACUGUAGGAAAGGUUUUAGUGAUAAUUCCAUUCUGGUGACACACCAGAGGACUCACACAGGAGAGAAACCCUUUGAAUGUCCUGACUGUGGGAAACAUUUUAGUAAUAAUUCCAGCCUGGUGACACACCAGAGGACUCACACAGGAGAGAAACCCUUUGAAUGUCCUAUCUGUGGGAAAAGCUUUAGUGAUAAUUCCAAUUUACUGACACACCAGAGGACUCACACAGGAGAGAAACCAUUUGAAUGUCCUGACUGUGGGAAAGGUUUCAGUCAGAAUUCCAACCUGGUGAAACACCAGAGGAUUCACACAGGAGAGAAACACUUUGAAUGUUCUGACUGUGGGAAAAGAUUCAGUCAGAAUUUCCAUCUGGUGAAACACCAGAGGAUUCACACAGGAGGGAAACCCUUUGAAUGUCCUGAUUGGGGAAAAGUUUCAGUCAGAAUUAUGACCUGGUGACUCACUCUGGGGAAAAACCAUAUAAGUGUCCAGAUUGUGGGAAAAGUUUCCUUUGGAAUUGUCGACUGGUGAGUCACCAGAGGACUCACAUAGAAGAGUAACCAUAUGAGUGUCCAGACUGCAAAGAUUUCAGUACUAAGGAUAGCCUUCCAAAUCAUAAGCUUAUAUACACGGGAGAAACCAUUUAAGUGCUCUGAGUGUGCAUGCUGCUUCAGGAAAUCUUCCAACCUUAUCGCACACAAGAAAAUGCACCUGGGGCCCAAAGUGAUGCGUGUAGAGAAGGCUUGAAUUUCAACUGAGAAAUUACUUUUUUAUUUGAGUACAAAAAAUUUGCCUGAUUUUUUUUCAUCAAAUAUGUCAUGGUAUUAGAUGGGAAGAAGGAAAGGAAAAAGUGGAACAUGUUAAUUUGAUAAGGACUGUUUGGCCAUUAAUAGCAGAAAUUGCUGGAUAUUUUAUUUUUGCAAAAAUUGUAGAAAUCUGCAAACAUCUUUUUAGGAGUGUUCUUUCCAUUUUUAUCAUAACAAAUGAUUGAAAUGCCACAUGAAGAGGCCCCGUCUUCUCCCUGGAUGUCCUCCCCCAAUCAGCUUUUCCAGGCUGCAGGGAUUGCUACAGACCAUCGCUGCCUCCGUGCCUCACAUUUUGAGCCUCUGAACACUCCAUUUCAGACUUUUCAAGGCUGCAGGAAUCGCCAGAGCAUAUUGUCACCUCUGUGCAUUGCGUUUUCAGCCUCCACAGCCCUUUUAUGGCCUGUGCACAUUGUGUUUUUGGGUGGUCCCAGGCCGCCAAUCCUGCCCAAAAAUACAAUGCGCAAAGACCAAAAAUAGGGCGUGCAGAGGCCGAAAACGUGAUCCGCAGAGGCUGAAAACACGAUGUACAGAGGCAGCAAUCAGUGGCGAUGUGCUCUGGCAUAGGUCUAAAACGCGUUGUGUGGAGGCCAAAAAUGGCCAAAGGGUGGGGCCAGUGGGUGGGCUUGGCUACAUUCAGUAUAUUAGACGCACCCAAAUUUUCACCCUCUUAGGGGGAGAAAACUGUGUCUUAUACUCCGAAAAACAUAGUAGUUUAUCUUUUCCUAACAAUUGCAGAAAUUCAUUGCGCCAAGCAUAUCUGCUCAGAUUUUGUCAAGAAUGAGGCAUGCAAGUGGGAGAAACCAUACAAAUAGCAAAUAUAUUGGGGGAGUUUGAGGCAGUGACAAAAGCAGUGUAGAAUUUCUGAUGUAAAUGUUCUGCCCUACAGGUGACCUUCAUGGAGAAGAGCUGUAGGAAUAUUGAGUUGAGGAGAAAAGGGAUUGUGUGUCAGGUCCCCAUAGAUCCUUAUGGGGAUGCUGUCAUUCUGGCAGGGAGGGCCUGAAUGCCACUCUACUUACUAUCACUGUCUCUCAAUAAACAUUUCCUUUUGAAAUCCC
Molecule: messenger RNA, 3858 nt
Organism: Pantherophis guttatus
Lineage: Eukaryota; Metazoa; Chordata; Lepidosauria; Squamata; Colubridae
Source: RefSeq, a predicted model, not a curated record